This is a messenger RNA of Trichoderma aggressivum f. europaeum, 657 nucleotides long. RefSeq lists its product as uncharacterized. NCBI's taxonomy places the organism in Eukaryota, Fungi, Ascomycota, Sordariomycetes, Hypocreales, Hypocreaceae. The transcript has 3 exons. The record is from RefSeq and is a predicted model, not a curated record. Bases 1 to 657 code for a protein of 218 amino acids.
AUGGCCACGCCCAAGAUGACCAUGGCUCUCGCCAGCCUUCUCCUGUCCGGCGCGUUUGCCGCUACCCAGUAUUCGGAUAGCCAGUCCACUGUCACUGUUGAGUCUCAGCAGAUCGGCACCACCACCUCCAACGGUAUCCUCAUGUAUUCCAUGAACUACUGCACCGUCAUUGAGAACACCCAGUGCCAGAUUUCUCUCUCCACUGCUACCGACGUCGUUGUUGCCGAGUCCUCCAUCGGCUACUCUGCCUCUGUCGACUCGACCACCCAGGCCGUGUCUGUCACUUCCGUCAUCGAGCCUAUUCCAACCACUGCCUGGCCUCACGUUGAUCCCGGUGCUCCUCAGCCCACUGUCGUCACGGUGGUUUCGACCACUGAUGCCCUUGGCAGCCCCUCGAUGGAGACCAACUCCGUCCUUGCUGCCACUGGUUCUGCUGCCACUGACUCUACCGUCAUCACCAGCGGCACGGCUACGGCUUCGGGCUCCGUCACGGGUAAGCAGCAGACCAACUCGACGUCGGUCAUGAGCCACGACAGCCCUUCUGGCAGCAUCACGGCUCCUUCUGCCCCAGACCGCACCAGCGCUGGAGUGGCUCUCAAGGCCAUCUCUGGCGUGGCCUUUGGCGGUCUCGCCAUGGUCAUGACUUUCUUCAUGUAA